UGACUCUGAUUUUGACAAUGAUGAUGAGCCUCUGCAAUUCCUGAUCAAGCCUCCUCAGAUUGGAGACUGUGAAGGGGACCAGGAAGCUGAGAUGCAGAGGCUACGAGACACAGUGGGAUGUCUGAAGCAACCACCAACAGCUGGGGUGUCUGUUCAGCAACAAACUACACAGACAACAGUGGGUGUAGCAGAUACUAAUGAAGACUCCCAAAGACUUGCUCAAACAGAUAAAACUGCUGUAUAUUACUCCAACACUCCACCAUUCACAUUAACCAGCAGUUGUGAUGCAGGUUUAGUGAGCCGAUUCCUCCCGUCGCAGGCUCUACUGGAAUCUGCUUUUGAGCCAGACCGGUUCACAGGGUGUCCUGCAUACAAUCUCACCUCCACCCCAUCUCCAUUUUCUUCUUCCUCCCCUGGACUGUUACCAGAUUCUAGACCCUAA
Messenger RNA from Pelobates cultripes (western spadefoot toad), 442 nucleotides. The record is from the annotation of a GenBank genome assembly. NCBI's taxonomy places the organism in Eukaryota, Metazoa, Chordata, Amphibia, Anura, Pelobatidae.